AUGGCUGGGCUAGCCGGCGUGGUGUGCCUCCUCCUCCUCCUCGCUGCCAGCUCUGUCGCCGCGGUGGCGGCGGCCGAGGCGGAGUUCCGAUCCUCCUACAUCGUGCACGUCGCGGCGGAGCACGCGCCACAGUCGACGCGUCCGCGCCUGCUCGCCCGCUCGUACACCUUCCUGCGCGACAGCCUUCCCGCGCACAUGCUGCGCCCGGCGCCGCGGGUGUUCUACGCGUACGCGCACGCCGCGACGGGCUUCGCGGCGCGGCUCACGGAGCGCCAGGUCGCGCACCUCGCGUCCCAGCGCUCUGUCCUCGCCGUCGUCCCCGACGAGACGCUGCAGCUGCACACCACGCUGACGCCGUCGUUCCUCGGCCUCUCGCCGUCGUCGGGGCUCCUCCCGAGGUCCAACGGCGCCGCGGACGUCGUGAUCAGCGUCAUCGACAGCGGCAUCUACCCCAUGGACCGCCCGUCCUUCGCCGCGGACGCGUCGCUGCCGCUGCCGCCCAGCAAGUUCCGGGGCACCUGCGUCUCCACGCCGUCUUUCAACGGCUCCGCCUACUGCAACAACAAGCUCGUCGGCGCCAGAUUCUUCUACGAGGGCAUGAAGCUGCGCAUGGGCGUGGCCGCCUUUAGUGAAGCCGAGGAUUCCUUGUCGCCGCUGGACACCAACGGGCAAGGCUCGCACACUGCCUCCACCGCUGCCGGCUCUGCCGGGGUGGACGCUUCCUUCUUCAACUAG
Molecule: messenger RNA, 735 nt
Organism: Miscanthus lutarioriparius
Lineage: Eukaryota; Viridiplantae; Streptophyta; Magnoliopsida; Poales; Poaceae
Source: the annotation of a GenBank genome assembly